Molecule: messenger RNA, 3357 nt
Organism: Zootoca vivipara (common lizard)
Lineage: Eukaryota; Metazoa; Chordata; Lepidosauria; Squamata; Lacertidae
Product: interferon-inducible GTPase 5-like
Cellular component (GO): membrane
Molecular function (GO): GTPase activity; GTP binding
Source: RefSeq, a predicted model, not a curated record
CUCAUCCUCGCUGGUUAUCUUCGUUUUCGUGUUUGCUUUUAGUUGUGUGGUGAUCCGGAGGGAGAGGGUAUAAGAGGGAGACAGAGGGAGAGAGCAGGACGGAGAAAAGCGUGAGGAACCUCGAAGCAAAACCUCUGAUAAGAGGACUGAGCUUGACUGCAAAAAAUCGGUCCGGUAGCAGGUCACUCUGCUGAACAUCUGGAUCGCCACGGGUUUGUCUUGAAAGAACUUGUAGACUCCAAGGAAGCUGCAUGUCGGAAGAUUCAGGGCAGAGAAAAGAAAGUACUGGUUCAGGCAGCACAGUUAAAACUAUCUGGAACUCUCUCCCUCAGGAGGCAGUGAUGGCCACCAACUCUGGAGAAUUAAACAGAUUCAUGGAGGAUAAAGUCUAUCAGAGGCUACUAGCCACAAUGGCCUCGACACGAUCCUAUGGCAGUUCAGCCACCGCCAGAUUCCCAAAAGCAAGCCUCUGCAUGUGCAGAAGAAUAUGAUAUCAUCACUGAAGAAGACAUCGAAGAGAUUAGGAAUGCACUUGAAGGAGGAAGAAUGGCAGAAGCAGCGUCCAAAAUAUUGGAAAACCUGCAGAAUUUGGAGCAUGCCCGGCUGGACAUUGCAGUAACAGGAGAGGCUGGCGCCGGCAAGUCCUCAUUUGUCAAUGCCAUUCGAGGCCUAGGGGAUGAAGACGAAGGAUCUGCCGCCACUGGGGUUGUAGAGACCACGAUGGUGCCCACUCCUUAUCCACACCCCAAGCACCCCAACGUGAUUGUGUGGGAUCUGCCCGGAAUCGGGACUCCAGAUUUCCAGUCCAGCACUUACCUGGAGCAGGUCAACUUCUCCCGCUAUGACUUCUUUAUUCUCAUUGCCUCAGAACGCUUCAAGUCCAACCAUGCCCAUUUGGCGCAGGAAAUCCAGCAGAUGGGCAAAUGCUUCUACUUCGUGCGCUCGAAGGUAGAUGCAGAUCUAGAGGCCACCAAAAAGCGCCGGCCAAAAGCCUACGACGAGGAGGCGAUACUGAGGAAGAUUCGAGAGAAUUGCGAAGCGUGCCUUCAGGCCGAAGGAGUGGCUGCUCCCCAGGUCUUCCUCCUUUCCAGCUGGGAGCUAAAAAAGUACGACUUCAUAAAGCUUGAGGAGACGCUGGAGAAGGAGUUGCCGAGCCACAAGAGACAUGCCUUCCUCAUGGCCCUGCCAAACAUCUCUUUGGCCAUCUUGCAGAAGAAGAAAGAGGCCUUGCAGAAGCAAAUCUGGAAGCUGGCUACCGUCUCAUGCGGAAUAGCAGCUGUGCCCAUCCCAGGCCUCUCUGUAGCUUGCGAUACAGCUAUUCUGGUUAAGUCUCUUUCGGAAUACCGUCAGAACUUUGGCCUGGACGAAGAAUCCCUCGGCAAAUUAGCUGAGAAAGUUGGCAAGACUGUGGAGGAGCUUAAAGAGGUGAUCAAGUCACCACUGGCCAAAGAAAUCUCCAGGGACCUUGUAGUGAAGAUGCUAACCAAAGCCGGUGGUGGGGCGUUGAUGCUGGUGGAGUACUUUGCCAGCACAAUCCCUGUAUUUGGCUCCAUGACAGCUGGAGGGAUAUCCUUUGGAACCACCUAUUACAUGCUUUACAGCUUCCUAGACGAGGUGGCAGGUGAUGCUCAGCGUGUCCUCAUCAAGGCCUUUGAGUCUGAUGUUUGAAGGAGUUCUUCGGAUCUCAUGUAGUGGACCAUGAUGGGUGCUUAGCUUCUAAAUGUAUGGAAUGGCACCAAAUUGAACAGAGCUCUGUCCUUGCAAGCUCAGGAUUAAGCUCACUUAAUUCUCUCUUUUUUAAUGGUGCCUACAAUUAUGGGGAAAGGGCUUUGCUUGUUGCAUAGUUUCAACACGGUAUCUUUCCAAUUCCAGCAAAGGAAUCCUGGGAACUAAAUGGGGAUUUCUUAAAGAAUGCCAGCACCCUAACAAAACUACAAUUCCCAGGGUCCUUUGUUGGAAAGCUGUGGCAGUUAAACCUAGAAUGAAGCUGGAUGAAACUUGUCUUGUAGAUGUGAGCCAUAUGCAUUUGACGGGAGGCCUUUUGGGAUUGGCUUGCUUCCUUUAGUGAAAAACUGGAUGAUGAAUGUUUAAUUUUGUUUUAAUGUUACUACUCUAAUAACUUUAUAACUAAAGCCAAGAUUGUGCUGUUUUAGACCCGGUGGAGCUCCUGGGUAAACGUUCAGGGCUUAACUUAACAAAGAACUGGAAUACAAAUCAGUUCCCUUUUUACUAGUGGUUCAAGCCACAGAUUGUGACAACCUGAAUCUUUAGGCCUGUCUUGCUUUCCUUUCUUUUUUCCUUUUGGAAUAAUAAAAUGUGUCUAACCUAAAGCAUCUAGAGUGUACAAGUUCCUUGGUUUGAAGCAGAAGAUUUAAAACAAGUGGCAUCUUCUCACUCAUAAGUAACUCUGAGCCAGGUCCCAUUGUCCUCUAGGAAAAACUUUUAUCUGGCCAGCUCCAAUCCCAUUAGCUAUAUUGGAACUCCAGGUUAAUUUCUAGAUUUAAGCAACAGCCAAUACUAAUGAGGAAAAAAUUAAAGGCUGGGAGAAAUUUUAAUGGGAUGGGGCACACAUUUUACACAAGCCUUCUGGGAGCUGUAGGUAAGCCCAAUUACAGUUUGUUCAGAUUUUAAAAAAAUGCAUUCUUUGCCAAAUGAAAUACUGAGCUUGGCUAAUAACCCAAGGAAGUUUAACCAAUUUGUUAAGCAAAUCCUCUCUACUGAUGACCUAGCGAUACAAACUUUAGACCACGAUUCUGAGUACACCUGUCGCUUAACAAGUAAGACUAGUAAACUAUGGCUUUAGUUUUAUAAACUUAAUUCAUACAAGACAUGUUGGAGCUACCUAUUAUGAGCCAAAAUCUAAAUUUCCAUGUUUCUUAUGAAUCCUGUUCUAAUCAAACAUGGUAAGCAGGUUUUUUGGGCAUAAGACGACUUAUGAAAACUAAGUACAGAAACCAUACGAGAAUUCCAGGGGUGUCAGAUCUCAAUUGCUGUGAUGUAGCUUUCCAGACAGCAGAAUGUUUCAUGUUUCCUGGGGCACUGCUCUGCCAUCUAACCUUUCUCUGAGGCCAAAGCAUGAUGUGGUUAUGUCUACGAAAGUUAUCUCCAACCACAUCUAUGAAGCAUGACAGGUAUCAUGUCACAGACGAAAAGCUCUCAGGGGAUUUGGCUGUAGUGCAUGUACUUCACUUCUGCCACAAAGUCAGUGACAGUCAGCAGAAGAGGCUGUCAUGACGACGGUAGGAAGCGAUGGAGGGAAAAGCAGUGAAGUGUCAGCGUCAUUCCUGACAGCGGAUUUGGCACUUCAAAAGGCAUUUGCUGAGAAACAUUCCCUGGAGGAAAUAUCCUGGCAAAGCA